AUGGCCUCUCGCUUUGUCGAAAACCUCGAAGAGGUCCCGAUCAGUCACCCCCACCUCAACGUCUCACUGGACGACAUCCUCGCAGAAGAGAGCCGCAAGAGGUCCUCUUCUCAGUCGUCCGCUAGCUCAGACCCUCGCCGGUCAGGCAGCAGCUCUACACCGAGUCCUACAUCACCCACUGCCACCGAAAGCAAGCUCAAGCGCGCCUUCACUCUGGGCAGCAAGAAGGGUCGCCGAACCUCAUGA
Alternaria ethzedia is the source of this 246-nucleotide messenger RNA. RefSeq lists its product as uncharacterized. NCBI's taxonomy places the organism in Eukaryota, Fungi, Ascomycota, Dothideomycetes, Pleosporales, Pleosporaceae. The transcript has a single exon. Bases 1 to 246 code for a protein of 81 amino acids. The record is from RefSeq and is a predicted model, not a curated record.